Striga asiatica is the source of this 1479-nucleotide messenger RNA. NCBI's taxonomy places the organism in Eukaryota, Viridiplantae, Streptophyta, Magnoliopsida, Lamiales, Orobanchaceae. The record is from the annotation of a GenBank genome assembly.
GUGGAAUCCAUAAACGAUCACGCGUUGCGCUCUCCUCUUCGUGCGAACUCGACCAGUCGACCUCCAUCUUCUCAAAUUCACCCCAUCGGUCAAGCCCACCAGCCACCGUCUGCCUCUCCUCCGACACCGUCACACCGUCUCGCCUCUCCCACUGUCACACCGUAUAUCUCGUCUCUCUCACUAGCCACCGUCUCACCUCUCCUCCGUCACACCGUCCCGCCUCGCCGCCUUGACAGAAAUUCAAUUGUGUAUCAGUAAUUGCCAACGAUUUCUUAGGCCAUUAGUUAGUUAAUUGCAGAAGUAAAGGGGAUAUUUGGAAGUUUCAAGGAAAAAAAAAGGGCGGGCCAGGUCGGGGCGACCUGCCCCGGUGCGGGCUAGGUCGCGGGGCGGCCUUCAUGGACCCGUGGCGGGGCACGGGCCAGGUCGGGGCACGGGCCUACGGUUUCGGGGCAGGUCCGGGUACUGAACUACCCGGUCCGACCUGCCCCAUUGCCAUCCCUAGCCCUACAGCAUUUGGUUUUUACUUUUUAGACACCGCCGCUGUCCUCUCUUACUUUCAUUUUCAUUUUGUGCUCUCGUUCUGCUCUUUUCAUUUUCAUUUCUCCCUCCGGAUAACCUGCUACCGACCACUUCUUCCGUGUCAAGUGUGGAAAAAUGGGGACUCGAGAAGUCUACGAAGAGAAGCUUCGAAGAGGGAACCUGCACCAUGAUCCAACCCUGAAACCGGGCCUCGGCUCGGCCCGAUGCCCCCGUUGUCUUUCUCUGUUGAACCCAAGCAAAGAAAGUUCGGAAUGGAAAGUCGCCCCGGUUUUACACGAUGCCAUGUCUAUGGCUGGAUCCGGGAUUGGUGGGAUGCUUAGUGCAGUUCAUGGGUUCAAUACAGGAAUUCCAUAUUUCCAGAAGAACGUGAAAGGGCCAAAGUGCCUUCCAUUUGUCAUUGGGCUUCCUCCCCUGCUUAUGUUUUCCGCUGCUAGUGCUGCUUUUGGAGGUUAUGCACUUCCAAAGUUUGCUCAACUCACGGUGACAUCCUAUUUUACUGCUUCAAGUGCAUCUCAUUAUGGCAUUUCAUUGCUCACCCGACACAUAGAGGAGGACUAUAUCUCCAGAAUCGAACAUAAGGAGCUUAGAUGAAUGAUUGCAGGUGGUACAAUAUGAACUUUUUUACUGGUGACCAAUUUUUUCAGCCUUUAAACUUCUACUAAAUGUAUAUCUAGUAACUUCUUCCUUUUCAUUUAUUUCUUUGACGGAAAAUUUAUGCGUGCUUACUUAUGGUGGUGUAUCCUCUCUGCCACACAUACAAAUUUUUACUUGUAAAUGUAUUGAGUGCUCAAAUUUUUAACUGUUUCCAUACUCAGCUUGUUCAAGUUUCCAUAAUGCUUGGUACGGGCUAUAGUAAAUUUUUUUCCAUGUAUUCGUGUUAUGUUUUGUACUGGAUCUUUUGCAUAUGGAUGACUGGAAGUCUGGAAGCAUAGUACAUAG